AUGGGGAAAACGGGCUGGCGAGCCGCUCAGCCCGCAGGGGAAAGGCGAGGAGACUGGACAGGCGGGAUCAACCUAGGAGAAGAGACAGAAGAAAAAGCGACAGCGUUCUCUCUCCACAUUCGUCUCGCUCGCAGAGAGGGAUGCGUCACAAAGACGGCAGACCGCUCUUACGCGGAAUCCCCUGAAGACCAUCCAGGGCGCGUGCCUGGCGAGGCGCUGGAAAGCGGAGACACGCAAGACUUCUUCGAUCUCCUCGCUCUCCCUCGCCGCCCGUGGCAGACAGAAUGGAGACGGAUGCGCUACGCCGCCUGCGUGGCAGUUUGUGCUCUUUUCCAGGCGCUGGCUGCUGCGCGGGAGAACGCGGGGAAAAGGAGCGUCGCAGACAGUCCGGAGGAUCGCGGAGGCCGACAGGAGACAGGACUUGAGGCGUCUGAGGUCGACGGCGACGGAGCAGAUGAAGUCUUGAGUGCGCUCUACGACGCAGCUGUGCUGUCCCUACGCGCAGGCGCGAGAAGAAGGGAGAACAGCGAGGAGACGGAGGCGGCGACAGCGAGAGUCACGAGGUCAGAGACGUGGGACGAUGCAGACGCAGAAGAACCGGAAGACGUUACGGCCAUUCCCAUAGAAGACGGCGUUGACUUGGAUGGAGAGGGCGUAGUCGCAUUCCAAGACGUGGCCGUCACGGACGCAGGCCUCACGUCUGUGCUUCCUCUUUUCGACGAAUACCGCGAAACAGCACAGCGUCUCUCGAUGGCCUUUCGGAGUGCCAAGCGAAAACGAAACACACGCCAAAUGUGUCCCUCGUCUGCCUCUUCUUCUGUCUCGUCUGCCUCUUCUUCUGUCUCGUCUGCCUCUUCUUCUGUCUCGUGUCGGGUGGGCCGUAGCCCCGUCUUGUCGGUGGUCUCGUUUUCCUCGUCACUGCUGUCUUUCGAGGAUCUCCUCGCUGCGUUGCAGGGUCGUGGCCAGGGACCGGCCUCAGGCGUUUCUUUUUUCGGCUGCAUGCAGUCCGAGCUGGUGACGGCGUUUCUGCGUCCGCGCCCGGCGGCUGCUGUACAGACAGCGAGCGCAGGCCAGGCAGGGGGAGGCGAAGCGGCUCCAGACGGAGGCAGCGAGAGGACAAAGCGGUGCGCGGUCCUGCCGCCGCCACUGCCGUUUGGUUCUUUCGGCCGCAAGCAGCAAAUCACCGGGGGCACGGGGUGGGAAAAACCCGCGGCGCGGAGCCUGGCCGUCGUGGACUUUAAUUUGCAUCUUCCGCAGGGGCCUCUCUCGCGGUCUCUGCUCGUCUGCUCGCGCUGCUCUGAAGAAAGUGCCGGCGGUGCGUGCGAUUUCGAGCGCGCAUGCGCGGACGGCUCGGCCUCUCGCGGCACGCCAGUGGCGGGAUGCUGUCUCUUGGGGCCUGCAGCCGCGGCGCUGUGCGGCUCGUGGGCUCCCCAGACCCCCGAAGGGCGAGGCGAGGGCGCCAGGAGACACCAAGAAGAGGGAGAAGGACAGGGCGAAGGGGUUUCCGUCCGUCUUUUAGUGCACCUGGAUGCAAAUGUGCUGGGUUGGGCUGCAGCAGACGCAGGAGAGAAGGGAGACGAGGAAAGGAAGGAACCGGCCAUGGCUCCUCUGCAUGCGCUGGUGGGCGAUCUCUUGCAGCGAGCGGUGUGGACGAUGAAGAAGAACGAAGUCUCUGUCUUUUUCGUCCCUCUUCCUGGGCUCGCAGGCGUUCAGCCUGGAGACGCCAGCGCGGACCGACUGCCUCGAGUCUCCCGAGUCUCCGAACGAGCAGAGCAAAGGCUCGACCUGCCUCACAGCCAGUCCACCUCGCCAGGCGCCUUCCUCUUGCCUCUCGCACCCUCGUCUCUCGACGACGUGGCAGCUCCUCUGUGUGUCCCUCUCGUCUUUUCUCUCCGCCUCGUCGACUUCCAGUCUCUCUUCCCAUCCCUCUCCGUCUCUCCUCCCCCGUCUCUCUCUCCCUCUCUCUCUCCUUCUCUCUCUCCUUCUCCCUCUCCUUCUCCAUCUUCCAGCGCGGGAGGGCGAGGGAGCGAGUUUCUCGACGUUCGGCGCAUUGCGGAGCUCGUCGUGGAGGCUUCGCAGCGCAGUCGCUCUCUCCUGCGCAUCGCCGAGGAUUUCGAGAGUUUCGCUUCGGUUGUUUUCCAUCUUCUUCUCGAGCCCCGCCCGCAGGCGCGGCGCGUCCUCCUGUCGCUGAUUCUCGCCUCGGCACGCGGGGAAGACGCCUCCGUUUCCGACAGCCAAGAGCCCACACCGGACGUCGAUUGCGAGGCAGCGCCGGGAGGAAGUUUCUCGGGCCUUGGAGGGUUUCGCGAUCGAGCUGAAGAGCGCCUUGUUCAGAGGUUUGUCGAGAGUCGCUUGAGAGCAGCGAGCGCGGAACACGCGAGUCCAGCGCAUGAAGCACUGCGUUCUGAUGCCCCAGACGCAUGCGAGCCUCUGCCGCCGUCGCCUGCGUCGCCCGCCAGGCGUCCCAGGUGGUGGGCUCCGGCGUCCCGUCGCUCUUCGUCGAGGCCACGGCGACUUCUCUCGCUCCUCUCGUCGUCUCAAGAAUCCGCAGCCUCGUCACCGGUCCUUGGUGCCCAGGAUGGCGCUUCGGAGCAAGAGCCCAACACCGGGACGGUCGACAGGUCAGGCGGGGGGACUGCCUCGAGGCGCGACACGCCUGCAGCGGCCGCGGAGACAUCUCCGACAGUCGCGUCCCGCCCCGCACGCCGCGCCGGCGGAGGGAAGUUGUCGCCUCUUCUGCUUUCGAACUUGGACAUGGAGACGCCCGGACCGCACGAAGCGAAGGCUUUGCCGGCAACUCCGAGCCAGUUUGAGUCGGCUUGUCCUUUGGAGGCCGGGGAGGCGAUUCGAGGGAAGCGAGACGGCAAAAAGGGACAGGGCGGGGAAGAGCGCGAACCUCGGCGGCGCAUGUCUCUCUUUCGCGCCUCGCUGAAGUCGCCCCUCUGGCGUCUCCGGUCGACGGGAUCUCUUCCCAGCACGCCCGUUCCAGGCUCGUGCGUCUCCGACGACAAACGCGACAUGGGCGAGGCCGAACAGAGAAGAUCCGGGGAAAGCGAAGAAGAGAAGAGCGCGGAUUUUGCGCGCACAGCAGAGGAAAAACAGCCGGCCCGCGACGGAAGCGAGGCGCGUGUGGGCUCGGGCCUCGAGGGACGGUCUGAGGCCGUGUGGGGAGCCUUGAGGCCUUGGUUGCCCUCGCUGGCAGACUUGGCGUGCCUGCAUAAGAGGAUCUACGCUCGCCGCGUGCUUCGAUCGCAAGAGGCGAAAAAAGCGCAAAACAAAGACGAAAACGAAGAAGUAAGCCGACUGGUCGACAGCUUGUUUGCGAACGGCGUGGUGAUUCAGGGGGUUUAUUUUCAGGUGAUUCGUUCCGAUGAGGUCUGGCGAAAGCUCCACCGGGAGCGGCAGGCUGCGCGCGCGGCGCUGUAUCGCUUUCCGCAGUUUGCCUGUCCUCCUCUCUUUCUUCUCCUCGAGAUGGCGGCCUUGCGGCUCUUCGCCUCGCCUCUCAGUCACCCCACACUGCUCCCCUGUUUGCUCCCAAACAGCCCCGUCUCUUCUUGCUCGGCCUUUGUGGGGCUGGAAGAGGCCUCGCGCUUGCCCUCUCCGCUGACUCCGCUGGGCGUUGCGGACGCGCUUUUCUGCGAAGAAGGCGCGUGCCGCCAAACGGCUGGGACAGACGGGAACGAGCACGAGAACGAAAACGCUCUCGCCCCGCCUCCCGCGACGCCCCACGAAUCGCGGCUGUCGAGGGACGCGAGACUCCGCGUCUCUCUCUUGCCGCCUCUCUUUGCGUUUCCCUUCUUCUCCUCGGUCACGCCUCGGUUCUCCGCCGCGCCGCCGUCGCGCUCUCUCUCUGCUUCUGGAGACGGUCGCGCCCCGCCUCUCCACAGCGCCGAAACGGCGGCCGACGCGCUCCUGCCCUUCUGGCCCCAGCUGAAGCCGGAGGCACCUCCCUUUCGGGUCGUGGACUCGGAGGCGGAAAACGAAGACCGAGGUCUGCAUGCGGAGAAGGCUGAGGAAGGCGCAGGGGCAAUCCGACAAGGCGUGUUCCUGCCGCUCUCGGGUGCCGCUUCCAACCCUGCGGGGCUCGCCCUCGUCCACUGGCGAGUCGCGGGCGACACAGUCCCGAAGACAGAGGAGAGGGACACUGUGGGGCGAGGCAGGAGACGAGACGAAGAAGUCCGCUGCCAGGCAGAGAAAGACGAGACGCACGCGGCGUGUCUCGCAGCGUCGCAAGUCGUGAAUGUCUCACGCGACUCCCUCGUCCUUCGUCCCCUCCUCCCUCGCGCGUUGUCUUCGUCUCUCCUCAGCGCUGUCGGCAAAGCGUCGCCGGAGUGUCUCGCGCUCUUCGCUCCCAUUUCCAAAGAGGGCGAGUGUCUAUCCAGCUGUGGCGAGUCCCAUCCCAGCAGCCUUCACAUUCGCGAAGACGCGCGAGAAGACCAGCGCGCGAGAGAGAAAGACGGAGGUUCUGGGGAAAACAUCUGGAGCGUUGUCGGCGAGCGGUGUCGUGUGUGGGUGCUCUGUGGAGGAGACAACGGAGACAGAGCGGGGCAGAAAGAGAACGCUUUGGGAGAGAAAGGCGAGGAGACUGCGAAGACGGACGCCGGGGCAGGGCCGUCGCCUCCCGGAGGGAACCGGCCGAAAGGCGGCAGUCCCCUCGGAAUCCUUCUCCUUCCUGAGCAUCUCUCUUCUUUGUCGUGGAGCGUGAGGCCAAGUGCUUUCCAGUUUGAUCCGCCGCCGGUUGAGACGCUGGCCGUUUACGUCGAGGAAACAAACGUCGGUAGACAGAGCGACGGCUCGUCUCUCUGCACUGGGCCUCCCGCAACGAAGGCCGCUGGCGAAGAUGGGUGUGCUGUGGGGAGCCGUCUCCGUCCGGGGCCUUCCGCGUCUCUUUCCGCGCGGGGUCGUCGCUGCGGAGACAUGCGCCGCUCCGUGCGGGAAGUUUGUCUCUUUCUUCUGGGCGAGGCGUGCGGGCACGUGGGGCAUCCUCAGGGCCUCCGCGCGAUCCUCCACGCCAGGCACCUCCCCGUCGGCCCCGCGGAAUGGCUCAUGCUCGCCGAGCUCUUCUGCGCGUUUCCAGAGAACGCCGGACCCGCGCCGCGAGGCAGAGAAGGGGAAAAAAGCCUUCGCGAAACAGACGACCAAGGAGCGAGCGUCGGCCACGCGACGCGGGAAGGACGCGACGAAAAAGAGGGAGAAAAAGAGGAAGAGAGAGAGAAAGAAGAGUUUCGGUGCGUCGUGGGGAGGAGGGAGGAGCGUGCGCGCGAGGUGUUUGGACUGAUUGCGGCAGAUCUUCUUGGGUCUUCUGUCAAGCAUGCACUUCGUCACCUCUCUCCGCGUUUUUCGGUGUUUUCUGCCCACGUCGCGGCCACCACAGAUUGGCUGUUUGCUAACGCGGGCGGCGAGCGUCUCUCUGCGCCUUCUGCGACGGUCAAGGGGGCGGUCUCUCUGUGCCUCGCUCUCCAGUUCCUCCGCGUCACUGCCUUGUUUCCGUCUCUGCGACGGCUCUUUCCACUCCUUGCGCUCGCCCCGGCCUCUCAGGCGCCGCGAGUCUUCCUGCAGCGGUCUCUCUCGUACCACCUCGGCCUGGCGAUUCCUGCCGCGACCGCUGCGCCUGCUCGCGCGCCACUGUCCGGCUCCGCGCGGAAGCAAAGAAUUUGGGCGCAAGUCCAGGGAGGCAGUCAGAGAGAGAGAGUCCGCUGGCGGUGCGCCAUCCUCGCGCAUUUCCUCGCGGGAAUCCCGGCCGAAGAGGAGACCGCGCAGAAGCUGGAGACGGCGUGGGGGGCGAUCGGGGACGCACCAGUCCGCGAGGAAGAGCCGACUUCGAGGGAGCAGCGAGUCUGGGUGCGACCGCGUCUGAAGUCCGUUUUGGAAGCGGAAGACGUCGCGUGUUUUGCCUUGUCGCUCGGCCAACUGUCCCUCGACGCCCUUCUGGCAGCUGCGAAUGUGGAGAGCGAGUUUGGAGCUCAGGAACAGAGGGAGACAGAGAGGAAGAAGACGCGUAGAGACUUCGGGGUGCCGUCGCUCCUUGCUCUCCUGCAGCACGACCUCGUCUUUGCGGCGCCGACGGCGGAGCUGUGCAUGCCUUCGCCCUCGACGCUCAGCGCCUUCCUCGCUCGCCACCCUCCUGCGUCUACAGCGGCGCACUGUGCUCCCUUGCCCGCCUGUGCGGCUGGAAAGAACCGAGAAGAAGCGAGAGCGGGUCGCGACGAGGCGAGAGAGGGUCGCGACGAGGCGAGAGAGGGUCGAGACGCGGAGAUUCUGAAGAUUCCGAUUCUAAGGAAGGGUGCCGUCGACGCUCUCCCGCGAUCCUUGCGCGCCGCCGUCGUUUGCCAGAUGAUGCUUCGUUCGCUUCUGCGAGACGAAACGAAGGCGGAAAGGCGCGAGAUCGAGCGGAGCGAGAAAGAGGAGAAGGAGCCGAACGGCUUUGCCGGUCCUCGCGUCGUCGUGGAACUCGGGGGGACCGCAGGCGUGUCGAAUCUGGCGGAUCGCCACCUGCUGCACUUUCUCUUGCAUGCAGUCGUGCAGUUCGACUGCUGGCAAGGCUUCUUGUUUGAGGCGUCGCGUUCAAAGCGAGACGCGCCGUCUGCCUCUCUGUCUUCCUGUCCUGGAAAGAGCGACUUGCCGCUGCGAGGAGCGGAGAAAAGACGGCAGGAACUCGUGUUUGUGGCUCUGGUCUCGAGCGUGGAGAACAUCCGGGUGGCUGUUCACCACAGCCUGGAGUUGCAGAUUCUGCUCCUCCUCGUCCAGGGCCUGAAUCGUCUCCAGCGGGGCUUCCUGGCCUCGUCGCGGCUGCGUCUGAUGAAGGCCGCCGACCUUUUCGAAGAUUUGUGGGGUUCGGUCUCCACUGCUGCGUCCUCGGCGCACCGCGGCGCUUCAGGCUUGCGCGACACGCCGAGGGAGCGAGAGAGCGGAAAGGAAGAGACGACAGCGAACCCGUGGCGUCAAGACUGGAACGGCGGGGCUUGCUCCGGACCCCACCCCCUGAUGCUCUUUCCGGUGUGGCUGCUUCUUCUUCUCUCCUACUGCGGCGCCGUGACUACGGCCUCGGCCGACUCCAAGUCGCGCUCCGAGGACGACAAAGGCGGAUCGGGAGGCACGGCCUCGUUCCUGCUCUCGCUGCCGCCAGGCGUGCCCCAAGGCGAGUUCCUGACUGCUUGCGUGGCGAUUUACGCGGACCUCUUCCGCCUGCUGCGCCUCCGCUUUCCGGCGUGUCCCCUCGCCGCAGGUCCGCCGCACCUGCUGCCUUCCGCUCUCCCGUUCACGCCCCAGCUGACGAUCGAUCGGCGCUGUCUGGCGCCGCUCUUCCCGGCGGCUUCGCGCGGGGGCCAGGGCGAGGCCGCGCAGCCGGUCGGCCGGGUGCGUUCGCUGACGAGCAUCUUUUCCGACGAGGAACACGAGGCGGAGGAAGAGAAAAGGGAGAAGGCGCCCGGGAGGAAAAGCGCGCGCGUCCCGCUCGACUCCGGCCUCUCUGUGGUCCCUUUGAAGAACGACCUCAGUCCAGCCUCGCUGGAAGCCUUCCGGCUCUUUGGGUGUACGUACACCCCAAAAUUCCCGCAGCCCGAGCACUGUCGCCUGCCGGAAGACGCGGUUCUCUCCGCGCAGCAGGUUUCGGCGAUUGUCUGUUUCAAUCUCCGCCGCUGUCAACCGCUCCUCUCUCUCUGGCUCGCCUCCGUGUCGCUCAGUCCGCCGCGCGGCGACGACGCAGUCGCUGCCGCCAGCGCCGUGGGCUCGGCCGUUGUCGCGACCCUCCUGUCUUCGCCCGCGUCGCCUCUCUCUCCCACCCUCUUUUCCCGGACCUCGCCGUCUCUCUCGCCGCGCUCGUCCUCCCUCGCCGACACGCGAGACAGCGGCCAGCGUAUCCGCGCCACUCCGCUGAUUCUUCUCCCUUCUGUCUUCUUGAACGCGAGCAGCUGUGCGCCUUUUCUCGAGACCGGCAGCGCAGACGAUCUGUGGGCGAGGGAGAGUGGUGACCCCCUCCCUCGCAAACGCGAUUUCCGCUUUCUGGACGAGAACGAAGGACACCUGGCGCGGUGGUGGAGCGCUCAACGAGACCAAGGCGUCCGCGUCUUCUCGUGCGGCAGCAACGAGAGCGGCGCUCUCGGCUUGGGUCGCCCGGCGUUCUUCCCGUUCGAUCCUGUUCUCGAGGAAGAGCAGAACGACGUCGAAGUCAGUCGCGGCGUAGACAUCUGGUGGACGCCACAGCCUCAGCGAAUCUGCGCGCUGCCUCCCAACGUCAAAAGCAUCGCAGGCGGUGCGGCACACUGUGUCGCUCUCACCUCCUCCGGCUGUCUGUACACCUGGGGCUCGAACGCUGCCGGGCAGUGUGGAGUCUCUUCUCUUCCUCGGAACAAGACGCGUCGACGCAGGUCGCAGCGCCAUCCCGCAGAUGUGGUGCGGGGGCAGAGCCUUGCUGAGGUCGGCGCGUUUUCGUGGUUCUCUUCCCCGGGUUUUCCUCAUCCGUCAUCGAACGAGGACGAAGGAGAAGACGAACGGGAAGAAAGCCAAGACGCAGAGAUAGUGCGUGUGGCUGGGGCCUUUCUCAGUCUCCCAGUGCGUGUGGACGUGUACGGAGAAAGCAACGACGGAGAGGGACACUGCGCGCCACCCGAGGGAGAAACGGGUUGCGAGGCUGUGUCGAAGGCCUCCGGCUUCUCGAGUUCUCUCCGGAGAUCUGUCUUUUCUCCCAAGGUCGCUUUCUCCCUCGUCGCGUGCGGCGCAGACUUCAGCGCAGCGGUGAGCGCAACCGGCUGCCUGUACACUUGGGGUUCGAACACCUGCGGCGUCUUGGGUCUGGGCGACACCCACCCUCGCGGCUUCCCCUCUCUCGUCCCACCUGGCAACUUCAGAUCUUCUGCGUCUUCCUCGCAAGUUGCCGCAGCCGCGUCCGGCCCUCUUGCUGCGGCUGCGCUGCCCCGAGUGUCGACUGUGGCGUGCGGAAACAGCCACAUGGGUGUCCUCGUGGACGACGGCGAGCUCUACAUGUGGGGAAGCAACUGGCAUUCGGAGUGUGGAUACUGCCCGCGUGCGGAAGAGAGACUUUCCAGCGGCCAGCGAGGAGACAACGAAGGCGUCGCGCCCAGCGAAGAACUCCUUUCCCCUCGGGAAAUCUGCGUCUUCGAACUUGCUCCCCUGCGGCGUGACCACCACCACGUUUACGAAGCCGUGAUGCACUGGAUGUUUGUCAACUCCGACAAGGACGAGAAGGCCCUCGCUGCGUCGGAAGCACCUGGGCGGAGAGAGGAGGGGCCUCCGUCGCGCAUGCGGGGCGGCGUGAGUGCGCGAAGAGUCGCUCGAACGCGCCUCGGGGUGAGGAUGAAUGUUUGUCCGACCAAGAAGAGCUUCACCGUCGUGGUGCUUCCCUCUCUGCUUCCGGAUUUGUGUGGGGCAGUCGUGGCCCACACAAAGGACGCGGCGUCGGCGACGAAACUGCUAAACUACCGUCUCCGCUUCUCGCUCCUUUCCUGCGGCUCUGUACAUACACUGGCUCUUGGGAACACGCGGUCGGCGGGGCAGAACAACCAAAGAGGGGACGGAGACCAGACGAAUCGGGAGAGAGAGAGGGAGGCGCGAGCCUCGGCGCGGCUUGAGGCUAAAUCCGCACUCGAGAACGAGCGACGCGCGGUGGGGGGAGCAGAGCGACACGAGCCUCCGGAAGAGACAGCCCUCCACACAGGAUUCCUCUACGUGUGGGGUCGCGACACAGGCAACUGCCUCGGCCUCGGAUCUGCCGGCGCGAACCCCAGCGCCUAUCCCUCUCGGAUCCCCAUGCUCUUCUUUGAAGAAGAGCGAAGAAAGAGAGGAGCGCGAGGAGAACGAGACGCGAGAGAGAGAGAGGGAGACGAGCAAGGGGACGGUCGCCCUCUCGUUCUGCGCCAAAUCGCGGCAGGCGGCACCGCCAGUGGCGCAAUCGACGAAGACCACCGGCUCUGGCUGUGGGGAGAUGUCAGCGGCAUCUGCGCAGACUUUUUUCCGCCACCGCAUCGUCCGGAGAGUCUUGCGCCGUCGCUUUUUUUGGUGGAUUCUCGCUUUUCGCCGUCUGUCGGUCCGCCCCGCGACGAGGAGACUGUGUUUGAGAGUUUGUUUUCGGUGACGACUGGGCAGAUGCCGCUGCAAGUCGCCGCUCUGCUUUUCCCCGCGGAAGGCACGCGGCUUCUCCUCGUGACCCGCGAAGGCGGCCUCGUCGCCCUCGGAGACGGCUGUGGGGUGCAGGGCGCGCCCCAGGCUAUCGGCGGGGCGCAGGGCGUCUCGGCGCUUCGCCGGCACCUCGCGAUCGACGAAAUGGAGGGCGAAGCGCCGCGAGGCGAGGAGACAGAGACGCGUCUGCGGGGCAAAGCGGGAGAGAGAGGCGGCGACGCGAAGGAAAAGCUCGAGGCGAUCGAGCAGCUGCGAAUGCCCGGCACGGCGACAAUCACACCGAGGUUCUGGAUCGACAAAAGUCGAAUGGAGAGACUUCGAGGAAUCGGCCACCUCGUUCUCCCAGGAGGCCGCCACGUCGACAGCGUCGCAGCAGGCACCGACUACAUUGUUAUUCUGAGUUCGUCGUCGCGGCCUGGCUUCUCGCUCUCGUCCUCACUCUGUCUUCCUCUUCUUGUUUCUCCGAGUGCGCCCCAGAGCACCCAGAGCAGUCUUUCACUCCCGUCUCUUGCCCCCCGCCCGAGGCCUGCCUCCUCGACCGGCGAGUCUCUUCCCGCGCCGGUGCCCGGUGCGGCUUCGCCGCUCUCGCGGAGCAGUCUCGUCGCUGGCGCGUCAGGCCCGCUAGUUGGGCUCCAGUCUCCGCGGGCGCCGACCUCCGUCCGCGUCGACGGACCCGGGUCUCCGACUGCGAGCGCCACUUCUGGGGCUCCAGCGGCCUCUUCGUUUGGGCCUCUGGCGUCCGCGGGCUUCACUGCUUUUAUGGACAAACUCGGGUUGUCCCCGGCGUCAAGAGGGCUCUUCUUCUCCUCUGUCGCCUCCCCGCGCGGGCGAGAGUCGGCCGGCCCAGCCACGUCUCCGUCGCCAGAGCACACGCAAGGCGAAAGCGCGUCCCGGGGCGUGUCUCUUCCUGCGCUUUUCGGUGGUCGGCUCUCUCUCUCGACGCUCGUUCUUCCUCGUCCGGCGACGGCCCAGGACUCAGGACCGGAGGCGCCGGAGACCCGAGAGGCGGAGGCGCGAGAGUCACUGUGGAAGACGUUCUCGCCUCGACACUGGUCCGCAGAAACGAAGACGUACGUCUUCACAGGAGAGAAGGUAGAAUCCGAGCGCGACCUGACCCGCAACGGACGCGAGAGAACUAGAAGCCCUCGCGAGGAAGGCGCCAAAGGGUUUGCACAGACACGAGAGACAACGGAGACGCAUGCGGCCGCCUCGCCGCGGAACGACCGGAUGGUGGCCUUGCUCGAAGGCCUAGACAAGGGUUCCGGGCGUCUGUUCAGCCUGGUCAACAAGGUAUUGCAGUUCCCGUUUUCCGUUCCCGAAGAAAGUCAAGAUUUCCGUGCCAGCGCGGCGCUGCCUGGCGGCUCUGCCCAUCGACUGCCUCAGGCAGCGGGCGCCGCCACGGCGUCCUCCUGCUCUGCGUCCGUCUCCUCCUUCUCUUCCUCGGUCCAGAGCCGGCCCGCUGGAGUCACCGGAGCUGCCUUGUUUGCGACUCCUCUGGAGACAGAAACGGAGCGCUGUGCAGUCCCGCAUGCGUCGUCUGGGCUGCCGUGUGCCGCGUCGGGGCUCGCAAAGGCGGUGUACCCCAAGUGGGCGACUCCGCGGGCGAUGGUCUUCUCGUCGGUCUCUUCCACGGCUCCUGCCUCGCGCGCCGCCAGUGCGGACAGCUCUUCUCUCGACUACGCGUGGGUCGUGCACCCCAAGACGCAGCCAGCGCAGAACUCGCCGCGGCAGUCUUCUGCGCACUCGUCCCUGUCGCACAUUUCGUGGGAGAUCAGUGGCGAGGGAGAGAGUCGCCACAGCUCGAGAGGCGAGGUCCCGGAGCGACAGGCUGCCGAGAGCAGAGCCUCUGGCGUCUCUCCCGCGGGCGGCAACGCGCCUUUCCUGUCCUCGCUCCUUCCGGCGGGAAGCGACUCGCGACUCGCGGAGAAAGCUGGAGGGCGGGACGCAGAGCGGCGGCGCGGAGGCGAAGAACAGCGAAAGCACCUGUGGGCUGCGGGGGGGAGACCCAGCCCCUACGCAUCAUUUGACGCGCCUCGCACCCCCUUGGGACACGUCCGCGCGGCGCCUGCUGCUUACGGGAGUCCCGUCUCUCCGUCUCUUGUGAACAGCGGAUUCCCGUUCGCGCCUUCGGGAUCGCCAGCCGCGUGGAACCACGUGACUUCUGCGUCUUCGGUCUUCUUUCCAUCCGCUGUCUCUUCGCUGCCGAGCGGCACCGCACAGGCACAGGUGGGCGAGUCAGGCGACGCGUCGCGGAGUCUCUCGCAGUUUUCCUCUCAGGAGGCGCUCCCGCGGGCCGCCCGAAAGGUAGGAGGGGCGGAGCGCGAAGGUGACGCGGUCGCUCUCAGACCGCCGAGUGGGGUCCAGCACGUGCCGGCUGCGUACAGACACUUCGUUCAUGGAGACCCGAGUCCAGGCGGGACCGAUCGACAGCCUGCAGAGGGGCUCUCUGGCGGCUGGACGGCCUCUGGCGCAGCGAGUCGGAGCGAGCGAGGCGACAGCCAGUGCGUGCAAACCAGAGAGUGGCUACGAGGUGCGCCGCCGGAGCCGUGGCGUAGGGUGCAUGCAGUCACGUCCUUCGCGUCCCACCACAUCCAGGAGAGACGCGGCGUCUCAGAUCCCGUGUACUCCGUCUCUUCGUCUGUGCAGCGCGCCGUGUGCGUGUCUUCGGAAAUGCGCGACGGCGCGACAGCUGGUGGACGUACAGUCAGUGGAGUGGAGACUGCGCAGUUUCGAAGCCGGGGGCCAAACACAGUGGUGGGGGAUUCUCAGCCCGUUUUCCAGAACUACGGCGGCGCUCGUGUGGCGAAAGAGCGACAGGGGGAGACUCUUCGCGCAGUGGCGAGUCGGGUGACUCCCGCGCCACGGGGCAGCGGGUUCUCGGAUUGGUCGCUCGAGCACCGCGUCUUGUCUGGCUUCUCCGGCGCCCGUGCGGAGACGGUUUUCCGAGGCUACAGAGACGAUGCGCAAGUCGCGUACAUCCCCGCUUCGCGCACCUUCGACGGAGCAGCGAUCGAGGGGGUGGAGAGACGGGGAGGCGAAGGGCCUUUCCCGCCCGCGGGGCUCGAGGGCUUUCAGACUCGCCGGGCGUGUGAGCCUCUGCCGGCAGCGGACGGCGGACCACGUGUCUCCUCGUUCUACGCGCGGCCUGCCACUGAUCGGCUGCAGACGCCGACAGUCUUUGCGGUGCCACAGGCGCGCGAAGAGUCUGGACGAGACGGUGGAACGGUCGGAAUCUCUGGACCGGAAAUCUACUACGGACGAGCGAAUGCCUACGUGGGAGUACCCCAGUCCCUCUCCUUCCAGCACAUCCGCAGGUGA
This is a messenger RNA of Neospora caninum, 13452 nucleotides long. RefSeq names its product putative glutamic acid-rcih protein. The coding region runs from base 1 to 13452 and encodes 4483 amino acids. The transcript has 6 exons. Gene Ontology annotation, biological process: ubiquitin-dependent protein catabolic process; protein ubiquitination. Lineage: Eukaryota; Apicomplexa; Conoidasida; Eucoccidiorida; Sarcocystidae. Gene Ontology annotation, molecular function: ubiquitin protein ligase activity. The record is from RefSeq and is a predicted model, not a curated record.